Messenger RNA from Centropristis striata (black sea bass), 3190 nucleotides. It is a transcript of the gene mdga2a, whose product is annotated as MAM domain containing glycosylphosphatidylinositol anchor 2a. Gene Ontology annotation, molecular function: protein binding. NCBI's taxonomy places the organism in Eukaryota, Metazoa, Chordata, Actinopteri, Perciformes, Serranidae. The transcript has 17 exons. Gene Ontology annotation, biological process: homophilic cell-cell adhesion. Gene Ontology annotation, cellular component: plasma membrane. The coding region runs from base 10 to 2913 and encodes 967 amino acids. The record is from RefSeq and is a predicted model, not a curated record.
GAUGUGAAGAUGGGUUCAGUGUUCGGUCUCCUGUGGCUGUUUACCGGCUUCCUGCAGGGCGCGCACGGCCAGGGCGUGUACGCGCCCCCUACAGUGCGUAUUGUGCACUCGGGCCAGGCCUGUAACGUGGAGGAGGAGCGCUACAGCGAGCGCGUCUACACCAUCAGAGAGGGAGAAACGCUGGAGCUGCAGUGUCUGGUGACGGGACACCCCCGACCACAGAUCCGGUGGACGAAGACGGCGGGCGGCGCCUCGGACCGCCAGGCCGAGUCGACGCUGCACAACGACACGCUGAAGAUCACAAACAUCAGCCGCCACCAGGGGGGGCGCUACUACUGCAAGGCUGAGAACGGGCUGGGCUCGCCCGCCAUACGCUCCAUACGGGUCGACGUCUACUACCUGGAUGACCCAGUGAUCACGGUGCACCAGAGUGUGGGGGAGUCUAAGGAGCAGUUCUACUUUGAGCGUACGGUGUUCCUGCGCUGCGUGGCCAACUCCAACCCGCCGGUGCAUUACUCCUGGAGGAGGGGCAGGGAGGCGCUGACGCAGGGCUCCGACUCCGGGGUCGAGAUCUACGAGCCCUUCUUCACACAGGGAGAGACGAAGAUCCUGAAGCUGAAGAACCUCCGUCCUCAGGACUACUCCCCCUACACCUGCACCUCCUCCGUCAGGAGCGUCUGCGGCAUCAGAGACAAGAGCACACACUUUAACCUGAGCAACCGGACAGCUCCUCCCUCCAUCAAGCUGCUGCUGGACGACCCGCUGGUGGUGAACCCGGGCGACGCCGUCACGCUGGUGUGCGUGGCGUCGGGCGGAGACCCGCCCCCCGCCCUGCUGUGGGCGCGGCCGGGGGGGGAGGAGCUUCCCAGGAGGAGCGUGGUGAACGGCGGCACGCUGACCAUCCCCGGCGUUACCGUGGACGACGGCGGCGCCUACAGCUGCGUGGCGUCCAACAACGUGGGAAACCCCGCCAAGAAAUCCACCAACAUCCUCGUCAGAGGUCUUCGUAAAGGUCGUUUCUGGAUCACACCGGACCCGUACCACAACGACGACUACAUCCAGAUUGGCCGUGAGGUGAAGAUCAGCUGCCAGGUCGAGGCCACGCCCCCCGAGGAGCUGCAGUUCGGUUGGCUGAAGAACGGGCGGCCGCUGCGCAGCUCGGAGCGGAUGGUCAUCACGCACACCGACACCGAGGUCACGCCCGGCACCACCAACCUCGACAUCAUCGACCUCAAGUUCACCGAUUUUGGCACCUACACCUGCGUGGCAUCGCUGCGGAACGGAGGAACGCCCGAGAUCAGCAUUGAUGUCAACAUCUCUUCCACCACGGUCCCCCCGGUGCUGACGGUCCCCAGAGGACGCUCUCUCCUGAUCGCUCAGGAGGGCGACACGGUGGACCUGCAGUGUCUGGUCUCAGGGAAACCCAAACCCAUCAUCCUGUGGUCGCGGGUGGAGGAGAGCGGCGUGGCGGCGGCGGCGGCGGCCGGCGUCCUGAUGCCGGACGGCUCGGAGCAGACGGAGAGUUACGAUGGCGUCCUCCGCGUCGCCAACGUGAGGAGGGACAUGAGCGGGACGUACCGCUGCCAGACGAGUCAGUACAACGGCUUCAACGUGAAACCCAGAGAAGCUCUGAUUCAGCUGGUGGUGCAGUUCCCUCCCGUCGUGGAGCCGCCGUACACGGAGAUCCGCCAGGCGCUCGGCCGGGCGUUCACGCUGACUUGCCGGCUGCUGCGAGCUCACCCCGCCCGGCUGCUGCGCUACGAGUGGAAGCUGGGCACGCGGCUGCUGACCGUGGGCCAGUUCAGCGAGCAGAAAGACGACACCAGCUACCUGGUCAAAGCUCUGAACCGCGAGGGCUACGGCGAGUACACCUGUGACAUCACCAACGAGGCCGGGGCCGGCCGCUGCACCUUCCUGGUCACAGGGAAGGCGUUCGCUCCGGAGUUCUACCACGACACGUACGGCGCUCUGUGGCAGAACCGGCCACGGGUCUACGGCUUCAGGCUGCAGUGGACUCAGAUGGAGCCCAACGCAGUGGACCGGAUCCUGGCCUACCGGCUGGGCAUCAGACAGAUGGGUCAGUCCCGCUGGUGGGAGCAGGAGAUCCCCAUGGAGGGAAACAUCCAGAAGGGGGAGCUGCUGACCUACAACCUGACCGAACUGGUGAAACCUGAGUCAUACCUGGUCCGCCUCACCCCCAUCACCCGCUACGGCGAAGGGGACGCCACUGAACGCAUCAUCACCUACAGCGCUCCUGUUAACCCUCAUCUCAGGGAGUUCCAGUGUGGCUUCGAGGACGAGGCAGUGUGUUUGUUCUCUCAGGACAAAACGGACGAGUUCGACUGGACGCGUCACAGCGCCGCCACACGAGACACCAAGUACACACCGAACACAGGACCGAGCUCAGACCACACGGGCUCCAAGCAGGGUUUCUACAUGUACAUUGAGACAUCAAGGCCGAGGCUGGAGGGAGACAAAGCCCGGCUGCUGACGCCUCCCUUCAACAUGAACGCCAAGCCCUCCUCCUCCUCCUCCUCCUCCAGCCCCACGUACUGCUUCGCCUUCUUCUACCACAUGUACGGUAAACACAUCGGAGCUCUGAACGUCUUUCUGCGACAGAAAGCUCAGACGGUGACAGACACGUCGGUCUGGAGUCUGACUGGGAACCAAGGGGACCGCUGGAGGCAGGCCAAGGUCAACAUCCAUCCAACCUCCGCCUUCCAGAUGGUGAUGGAGGGAGUCCGCGGCGCCGGCAUCGAGGGAGACAUCGCUAUUGAUGAUGUCACCAUUGAGGAGGGCGAGUGUAAAGACCCGCCCCCCAACAAUCUAAGGUCUCUUGCCCCGCCCUCAGCGCCCCAUAUAUGGCAGCUGUGUGUCACUCUGAGCCUAGCUGUGAUUGGCCGGCAGAGGUGACCCCCCCUCUCUGUGAGACGCCACGACCUUUGAAUCUUUAGCCCCGCCCCCUUUACCCCACCCACCCCAUACUACCAAAGAAGCAGUCAGAGCAACUUCCCACCAAGAUGGCCGACACAAAAGGUCCAAAGUUCACGGAGGAAGAGACGAUUUAGUUAGCUUAGCAUCAGGCUAGCUGCGGCUUACCUUCUCUUCAUUUUAUCACCAAGAAACAAACGUCAUCAGGAGCGAACCAGAGCGGAGACAGUGACGGCCUACAUCUCCCAUCAUGCAGCAG